AUGGCUCUGGUGACGAUAUCUGGCUUCCCUUGUUCUGGAAAGACCACACGAGCUGAACAGUUAAAAGAAUACUUCGAAUCAAGACUCUCUGCCGAAGGAUACAAUGGACCUGAGUUGAUAGUGGCUUUGGUAGAUGAUGACAUCUCUCAUGUACCGAGAUCAAGCUAUGAUACCAGUGCACUAGAGAAACCUGCAAGGGCAAGCCUAUUCUCGAAUGUCAGUCGGUCCUUGGGUACAGAUACAAUCACGAUAGUGGAUUCGGCAAAUUACAUCAAAGGCUUUAGAUAUCAGAUGUAUUGCGCUGCUAGAGAAGCUAGAGUCAGAGUCGCUACAAUACACGUAGUCGCUCCUCCCGAUAUAUGUAGAGAACGGCAUGAGAAAAGAGGAGAAUGUUCAUAUAAACCAGCUACGUUCGAUAACCUGAUUAUGAGAUUUGAAGAACCGUCUUCAAUGGUCAGAUGGGAUUCGCCUCUAUUCACUAUUCCGUGGGAUGAGGAACCCCCCUAUGAACAUAUAUGGGAUGCAAUCAUUAAAGGUGAUAAGAGACCUCCUCCUGCCGCUGUGUUGCAAAGGAACAAACCACCACCGAAUACACUUCAGACUCUCACAGCAACCACUCAAACAAUCGUCACCUCAUUACUAUCUCAUGUAAAUUCAUUACCGGGCUCGUCAACUUUCCCAAUACCUUCACCGCCAGCUCCAUCGAAUGGUUCACUAGUACUACACCUUCCGGCAAGGCGGGUGACGUUGAGUGAAAUGCAGAGGUUGAAAAGGCAAUAUGAAGGUGUACAAGUCAAGGCUCAAAAAAGCGGUGGGUUAGCCGCUGCUGGAAAUUGGACAGAGGGAGAAGUAGCUACUGGAUUCGUAAGGUUUUUAGAGGAAAUCUGGGAGACUGGAUAG
This is a messenger RNA of Kwoniella shivajii, 900 nucleotides long. RefSeq lists its product as uncharacterized. Bases 1 to 900 code for a protein of 299 amino acids. Lineage: Eukaryota; Fungi; Basidiomycota; Tremellomycetes; Tremellales; Cryptococcaceae. The record is from RefSeq and is a predicted model, not a curated record. The transcript has 5 exons. Gene Ontology annotation, biological process: tRNA wobble uridine modification.